CGCACAGUGUUUUUGCUUCGUCUCUUUCAAACCGCGGAGAGACUCUUUCUUUUACAGCCUCGGUUUUUCCUCCCGGUUUGGACUUUUGCGCUUCACCCGAUGCUCGUGUGUUUGUGCUCGAUCUCGAGGAGCGGCGCGAGGCUCGGGGACGCGGAACGCGCCGAAAGCGGAGAGUUUUUGGACGCGUUUUAUUGCGCAUGUUCAUGAACCGCCCGAAUGAACGCGGAUCAAUAAAACACUGAGAUCUGAUCAAAACACGCGCAUCGGCGGCAAAACGCGACAGCGGAUCCGUUCUGUGAGACUCGAGUCCGGCGAGCCGAACCCGAUCGGGCCGAUCGAUACCUCAUCGAUAUCUGAUCGAUCGCCGAGGAACCCGGAGGAGAUGCGCGUCCACUGAUCGCCUCAGGGAUCGAUAUCUGAUCGAUAACGCAUGCUGACGGACCCUCGGCGCUCCGCUGCUGUCUGGAGGAUGCGAUGGUCACAUUAGGCAGGUGUUGUGCUCUUCCUCCUCAUCCUCCUCCUCCUCCUCUGGCUGGAUGCUUUGAGCCGGUGUGUCGGAUCAGGUGGAUGUGAGACACACACAAACACACACUCACACACACACACACACACGCACGCACACACACACACACACAUCAUGCAGGCUGCGCCCUUCCAGUAUGAUUUCUACAGUGAGGAGAACGCGCCCAAAUGGAGAGGAUUGCUGGUGCCGUCACUCAACAAGGUGCUGAAUCAGGUGCACCCGAAGCUGUCGUCCCAGCAGGAGGCGCUGCAGUACAUCGAGGGCCUGAUCCUGGUGCUGCUCAACACUCUCUGUCAGGCUCAGCCGCGCACCGUACAGGACGUGGAGGAGCGCGUGCAGAGGAGUUUCCCGCACCCCAUCGAGAAAUGGGCCAUCGCAGACGCUCAGGCCGCUAUAGAGAAGAGGAAGAGGAGGAACCCGCUGGCGCUGCCCGUCGACAAGAUUCACCCGCUCCUCAAGGAGGUUCUGGGUUAUAAGAUCGAUCAUCAGGUGUCGGUGUACAUCGUGGCGGUGCUGGAGUACAUCUCUGCCGAUAUACUGAAGCUGGCCGGAAACUACGUGCGAAACAUUCGCCACUAUGAGAUCUCGCAGCAGGACAUCACUGUGGCCAUGUGUGCCGACAAGGUGCUGAUGGACAUGUUCCAUCAGGUGGAGGAGGACAUCAGCGUGUUUCCUCUGAUGGACGAGGAGCCGUCGGCGGCGGAGGAGCAGGCCUACUACGACCUGGUGAAGGCCUUCAUGGCGGAGGUGCGUCAGUACCUGCGCGACCUCAACCUCAUCAUCAAGGUGUUCCGCGAGCCCUUCGCCUCCAACGCCAUGCUGUUCUCCCCUCACGACGUGGAGAACAUCUUCAGCCGGAUCGUGGACAUCCACGAGGUGACGGUGAAGCUGCUGGGGCUCAUCGAGGACACGGUGGAGAUGACGGACGAGGGCAGUCCUCACCCGCUGGUGGGCAGCUGCUUCGAGGAUCUCGCUGAGGAGCUGGCCUUUGACCCCUACGAGACGUACGCACAGGACAUCCUGCGCAGCGGCUUCCACGACCACUUCCUGAGUCAGCUGUCCAAACCCGGAGCCGCCAUCUACCUGCAGUCCAUCUGUGAAGGGUUCAAAGAGGCCGUGCAGUGUUUACCGCGGUUACUCCUCACGCCCGUCUACCACUGUCUGCAUUACUUCGAGAUUUUAAAGCAACUGGAGGAGAAGAGUGAGGAUGAGGAGGAUAAAGAGUGUCUGAAACAGGCCAUUACAGCCCUACUGAACCUGCAGAGCAGCAUGGAGAGAAUCUGCUCAAAGAGCCUCGCCAAGAGACGCCUCAGCGAGUCGGCGUGCCGCUUCUACAGUCAGCAGAUGAAGGGCAAACAUCUGGCCAUCAAGAAGAUGAAUGAGAUCCAGAGGAACAUCGACGGCUGGGAGGGCAAAGACAUCGGCCAGUGCUGCAACGAGUUCAUCAUGGAGGGGACGCUCACGCGGGUCGGCGCCAAACACGAGCGCCACAUCUUCCUGUUCGACGGACUCAUGAUCUGCUGCAAGUCCAACCACGGCCAGCCGCGUCUGCCGGGAGCCAGCGCCGCCGAGUACCGCCUCAAGGAGAAGUUCUUCAUGAGGAAGGUCCAGAUCAACGACAAGGACGAUAAAGAGGGCGAGUACCGGCACGCCUUCGAGAUCAUCCUGAAGGACGGGAACAGCGUGGUGUUCGCCGCUAAAUCGGCGGAGGAGAAGAACGGCUGGAUGGCGGCGCUGAUCUCGCUGCAGUACCGCUCCACGCUGGAGCGCAUGCUGGACACGGCCAUGCUGCAGGAGGAGAAGGAGGAGCAGAUGAGGCUCCCCGGGGCCGAGGUGUACCGCUUCGCUGAGCCAGACUCCGAGGAGAACGUCGUGUUCGAGGAAAACGUCCAGUCCAAGUCCGGCAUUCCCAUCAUCAAAGCCGGAACGGUGCUGAAGCUCAUCGAGAGGCUGACCUUCCACAUGUAUGCCGAUCCCAAUUUUGUCAGGACGUUUCUGACCACGUACCGAUCGUUCUGUAAACCUCAGGAGCUGCUGGAUCUGCUCAUGGAGAGGUUUGAGAUUCCCGAACCCAAACCCACAGAAGCGGAUCAAAUGGCCAUGGAGAACGGAGACCAGCCGCUGAGCGCAGAACUCAAACGCUUCCGCAAAGAGUUCGUUCAGCCUGUACAGCUCAGGGUGUUGAAUGUGUGCAGGCACUGGGUCGAGCACCAUUUCUAUGACUUUGAGAGAGACGCUCAGUUGCUCCGGCGACUGGAGGAGUUUAUCGGCAUGGUCAGAGGUAAGGCCAUGAGGAAGUGGGUGGAGUCCAUCACGAAGAUCAUCCAGAGGAAGAAACAGGCUCAAGCCAACGGCCCCAGUCACAACAUCACGUUUGAGAGCUCGCCGCCGCCCAUCGAGUGGCACCUGUGUAAAGCGGGACAGACGGAGCAGUUUGACCUCAUGACCCUUCACCCCAUUGAGAUCGCCCGACAGCUCACGCUGCUAGAGUCCGACUUCUACAGGGCGGUUCAGCCGUCAGAGCUGGUGGGCAGCGUUUGGACUAAAGAAGACAAGGAGAUCAACUCCCCGAACCUGCUGCGAAUGAUCCGCCACACCACCAACCUCACGCUGUGGUUCGAGAAGUGCAUCAUAGAGACGGAGAACGUGGAGGAGCGUGUGGCCGUCAUAUCGCGCAUCAUCGAGAUCCUGCAGGUCUUUCAGGAGCUCAACAACUUCAAUGGCGUUCUGGAGGUGGUGAGCGCCAUGAACUCAUCGCCCGUCUACAGACUCGACCACACCUUUGAGCAAAUCCCGAGCAGGCAGAGGAAGAUUCUGGAGGAAGCUCAUGAACUCAGUGAAGAUCAUUAUAAGAAGUAUCUGGCUAAACUCAGGUCCAUCAACCCUCCGUGUGUGCCCUUCUUUGGGAUUUAUUUAACAAAUAUUCUGAAAACUGAGGAGGGAAAUCCAGACUUCCUGAAGAGACACGGCAAAGAGCUGAUCAACUUCAGCAAACGGCGGAAAGUGGCGGAAAUUACCGGGGAAAUCCAGCAGUACCAGAACCAGCCGUACUGCUUACGUGUGGAAAACGACAUACGGAAGUUCUUUGAGAACCUGAACCCGAUGGAGGACAUGACGGAGAAGGAGUUCGCCGACUACCUGUUCAACAAAUCUCUGGAGAUUGAGCCGCGUAACGCUCGCACGCUGCCUCGAUUCACGAAGAAGUACAACUAUCCUCUGAAGUCUCCGGGCGUUCGCCCGUCCACCGUCCGCCCGGGAACCAUGCGGCAUCCGACGCCGCUGCAGAACGAGCCCCGUAAGAUCAGCUACAGCCGCAUCCCGGACAGCGAGACGGAGAGCAGCGCCGCUUCAGCGCCCAACUCGCCCCGCACACCGCUGACGCCUCCGCCCGCAUCCGCCGCGUCCAGCUCCACCGAGGUCUGCAGUGUGUUCGACUCCCCGCAGGCGCCGUCCAGCCCCUUCCACUCCAACAGCGACACUAUAUUCGCUCCGGUCGCUCUGCCGCACGGCCCACGAUCUUCUUCGGUGUCGUCGAUGGUGAGUUUCCUCCGGAACGACGACCCUCCCGUUCCUCCGCCCAUCCCGCCCCGACGCCGGCCCGAAUCCGCGCCCGCGGAAUCGUCGCCCUCGAAGAUGAUGUCGAAGCACCUGGACAGUCCUCCGGCGAUCCCGCCGCGUCAGCCCACCACCAAGGUGUACUCGCCCCGUUACUCGCUCACGGAGCCGCCCGACAGCCCGCCCACCCUGCCGCCGCGGGAGCCCGUGCGAACGCCGGACGUCUUCUCGAGCUCCCCGCUGCACCUGCAGCCUCCUCCGCAGGGCCGGCGCUCCGAACUGAGCCAGACCUUCUUCCCGCCGUCCCCCUUCAGCCCGCACCCGCCGCAGACGCCCUCGCCGCUGGGCCCGCGCAAACACAUGCCCUCGCCGCUGCCGCCGCCCGCCCUGGACUGCGAGCCUCAGCAGGGAGCCGCCGGACCGCCCGUCCCGCCGCGCCAGAGCACGUCGCAGUCGCCCAUCCCCAAACUCCCGCCCAAGACCUACAAGAGGGAGACGGCUCAUCCGUCGGUCCACCGCGACGGGCCGCCGCUCCUGGAGAACGCCAACCCCUCGUAGAGCGACGACGGACGCGCUUACAGACAGUGUUGGAGACUGAACGAAAAUAGACGAAAGCAACAUGUGCCCUUAAAGGGACAGUUCACCCGAAAAUGAGAACCCUGUCAUCGUUCACUCUCCCUUGUGUCGUUCCAAACCUGUGUAUGAGUUUCUUUAUUCUGCUGAACACAAAACAUGAUAUUUUGAACAAUGUUGGGAACCAAAAAGCUGAUGGUACCCAUUCACAUCCAUAGUGUUUUUUGUACAUAUAAUGGAAAUCAAUGGGAACCAAAAACAUUUUAACAACAUUCUUCAAAAUAACUAGAAGAUACUUAUGAGAACCCAAAAAUGAUAUUUUGAAGAAAGUCAGGAACCAAAAAGCUGAUGGUACCCAUUCACUUCCAGUAUUUUUGCUCAUAUAAUUGAAAUCAGUGGGAACCAAAACUGUCUGGUCACCAGUGUUCUUCAAAAUAUUUAGAAGAACGCAAAAGAAGAUAUUUUGAGAAAUGUGAGUAACCAGAAAAUUAAUGGUACCCAUUGACUUCUAUAGUAUUUUUGGUGCGUAUAAUGGAAGUCAGUGGUAACUGAAAUUGUUUUGUUACCAAUUUUCUGCAAAAAAUUAUUUUUUUGUGUUCUUCCAAUUGUUUUCUUUUUUUUCAAUAUUUUGAAGAAUGCAAGUAACAAAACAGUUGACGGUACCCAUUGACUUCCAUAGUAUUUAUGGUCUAUAUAAUGGAAGUCAGUGGGAACCAAAAGCAUUUUAACAACAUUCUUCAAAAUAAUUAGAAGAACCAAAAAUGAUAUUUUGAAGAAAACUGGGAACCAAAAAGCUGAUGGUACCCAUUCACUUCCAUAGAAUUUUUUGCCCAUGUAAUGAAAUCAGUGGGAACCAAAACGGUGUGGUUACCAGUGUUCUUCAAAUUAUUUAGAAGAACACAAAAGAUGAUAUUUUGAGAAAUGUGAGUAACCAGACAAUUGAUGGUACCCAUUGACUUCCAUAGUUCAUAUAAAGUUCAUGGUUCAUAUAAUGGAAGUCAGUGAUAACUGAAAUUGUUUUACCAACAUUCGUCAAAAUACCUGUUCCGUGUUCAACAGAAGAAAGAAACUCCUACAGGUUAGUAAGGACACAAGGAUGAGUAAAUGAUGACAGAAGUUGAAUUUUGGGCGAACCGUCCCUUUAAAAUCGUCCUUCCGAGACGACGAUUGUGUUUCCAUAAAGUGCAAAUCACGCCCGUUCGGGACUCUCUGUAUUGUUUUUUUUGUCUUUCGUGUAGCUGUUUUGUCUCAUGUUCGAUUCAUUUCACGGCUCGGUCGGUUUCGAGCAGUCGUCACCGUCUGCGAUCGGCCGAUUCUCCUCCUGAACGCAGACUGAGAAACAAACAAACCUGCUGGAUGACAGACUAAACGGAGCAGCUCUUCCGGCGACGGAGAGCGUCCUCUCGAUUAUUUCCGGUGCCGAGAGCGUCCGCUAAAGGGACUGCGGACGCCGCUGACGUUCUAGACUCGUGAGGCUCGUGAGCCAGUAGACUGAAGAGUACCGGGAGUUUAAGGUACCCUCACACCAAAGAGGUACUGGAGAAACCUUCAAGAAACACACGUGAUUGUCCUGUAUGUGUUAGAACUUUUAUUUUCUCAAUCAUUUCUUGUUUUGCCAAUAAGUAUGUAAAGAUGAAACGAUCGCCUUCUUAAAACAAGGGAAUAAAAGUGUUUCUACCACUGUAUGCCAAA
Labeo rohita (rohu) is the source of this 6343-nucleotide messenger RNA. RefSeq names its product son of sevenless homolog 1 (Drosophila) (gene sos1). NCBI's taxonomy places the organism in Eukaryota, Metazoa, Chordata, Actinopteri, Cypriniformes, Cyprinidae. Gene Ontology annotation, molecular function: protein heterodimerization activity; structural constituent of chromatin; guanyl-nucleotide exchange factor activity. Gene Ontology annotation, cellular component: nucleosome; plasma membrane. The record is from RefSeq and is a predicted model, not a curated record. Gene Ontology annotation, biological process: Ras protein signal transduction; positive regulation of GTPase activity.